GCAAAUUGCCGGCCGCGUACGAUUGCCGGCAAUCGCGGCAUGCGAGGGAAAGGUCGCAAUCAAGUUCCGCAACCUCAUCCAUGAGCGAAAGCUCACCGACCACCAACGCGACCAUUGAGUCAAAGAUCACAACGCCAGGAUGUCUGAGUUCGACACGUGGAAGUUUGGAGCCUUUACCGGCUGAUAUUACCAUGGCUUUCUUCGCGUUCGUGGGCGAUUCGCCAUCACCCAUGACCGAUGUCUUUUCGCUUUCAUUCAUGCGGACGUAUCUCGACACGUCAAUACCAAUCCGUGCCGUCGUGACGACAAUUGGCAAAAUAUGCUUAGAAUACUCCAAAACUACAGCCUUGGAAAAUAAGCAAAAGGCAGCAGCAUCGAUCAUAGCUCAGGACCGAUAUAAGUUGAAGGAGUUCCUGGACGUUCUCACAUCUCCCGAGAGCAGUGAUCAGCACUUGAUGUUGCUGUACGGGAUCCUGAUGGCUUAUGCCGAGACAAUGACCGGCCAGUCAUGGCUUUUCUUCCAGGCCACAAUGAGAAAGCUCACGGGCAAAGUCCAAGAGCAGGUCCAACAGCGAAAAAGAGCACCACUUUUGUAUUUCGACAAAGGGUUGCUGAUGAACUAUUCGCUGCUGGCAACUUACCACUGUCUAAUGUCGUUCGAGGACACGUUUCUUGUAGAUGUCGAGCUUUAUGAUCCAAAGCCUUUUGAUAAUAUCGAUGCGAUUACUAGCCAAGUACGCAUCAACUCUGCCAUAUUACACCACUACACGAAAUAUGUAGCACAUUUCGCGCGACUGCACCAUAAGGCAACGAAGUGGGUGCGACAAGCGAGACACGUUUUGAAUGACCGCCAUAUAGCUGCAGAACCGCCACCUCACGAAGAGCUCAAGGCGGUACUAUUGGAAGCCGGGCUACUGCAACAGGGAUUGGAAAUCAUUGAAAGUUCGGCAGCGGUCAUCGACGUGAUGGAGAACCUCCGGGGGGAGAAAUACGAUGAAAGCGACGAAGCGGACAAGACCGACUUCAGCAUUCUGCGCGAGGCUUUCUACCACUUCUCGCUUAUGGGUAUAACACGAACCUUUUGGGACCCGGCAUGGAAACUCAUCGACGAGGAUUUACCGCACAUGACAGACAUGCCGGAUCUUGAGGGGCAUGGGCUCUUCGUUCUUGAGAGGCUAGAGCAACGGACUCCCGUUGUCGGAUUAGAGUCGUGGAGCUACCUCGUUGUUCUCAUGGGCAUUGCCCUUGAGGCUAAGAGAGAUGAUAUCAGGCAACGAGUGGAUGCCCUGCUCAACGAAAUUCUGGGCAAAGGCUUCGCAAUCGCCGGGGCUUUGUUGACUGAUGGAAGGAUGAUUUGGGGGAUGGAUUAUGCAUCUGGACACGAAUGCAUUGGGCCUAGCUCGUGAGGAAAGAACGACGCAGGCGAACGAACAUUGCUUACACAACUCAAAUCAGGUCAAAAUACCCGAGAAGCAACUACUAGUAAUUCAAUGUACAUUACAAGGCCACAAAUAAUGCCAAUGUCACGGUAACAUUUGACAAAAAAGAUGAAUUCUAGCCAAU
Messenger RNA from Colletotrichum phormii, 1563 nucleotides. RefSeq lists its product as uncharacterized. The record is from RefSeq and is a predicted model, not a curated record. The transcript has 4 exons. Lineage: Eukaryota; Fungi; Ascomycota; Sordariomycetes; Glomerellales; Glomerellaceae. The coding region runs from base 81 to 1406 and encodes 441 amino acids.